CAGGUUCAAACUAUUCGUGAGGAAAGCACGCGAGGAAGAGGAGCGCCUUCAAAAGAGAUGCAGACUGGACUUUCACAUGACUGCCCUGCCACAUAUUUAAAACUAAAUGGAUUCUUCCUGCAUAAUGCAUUUCCCAAAAAUACAGCAAAGACUGCAUGAAAUUAAUUAAAACGUAAAAGUAUAGCGAGAUUUACUCCGAUUUGGCAAUUUCCUGACGUCAGGACACAAUUUACACACGACAUUUAGUUGCUCCGGCCUACUGUUGCAUGAGACGACUGCGUGGUGAGCUGAAACACCUGUUUAAACAGCGCCUUAACGUUAGCUCCGUCCACCCCCACCCCCCUCAUGGCCUGUUUUGAAACCGGAGUGGUGAGUCACUCCUUUCUCGGUUUAGAAAAACAGAUCCGGCCAGGCUGGGGCCCGGCGGGGGGAUGGGAGGCCGGCGGUGGAUGAACACCGGAGGUGGACGCAGCUGGACUCCCACUCCCAAGGACCCCACAUCCUGACAACGGCCCGCCGUGUUCCCAUAGUGACCGGGGCCGAUCUGAAAGUGGAAAAAACAUCGCCAGAAUGAAUUGAUAUGUGUUGAUACGUGUUUUUGCAGCCUCGUAUUCGCGGGUGCAGCAAAUCAAUUGGUCAUGUUUUCAAAAAGAAUACCAAGAAGUGGGGAGACCUUCCCGUUUACGAACUUCAAAAAGAGACCGUUAACCGUAUGGCUGGACCUACUUGGAAGGGACAAUGUCUUUUAUUCUUUUAUUUUUUUAGACUUUAGUGCAAAGUGAUAAGCAACAACAACGUUCUCGAUAUUUUGUUUUGAUGGAUAGAUUGAUAUAAUGUAUUUUACCAUACGUUGCACAGUACUGUAAUAGUUCAUAUAUUUAGCUCUAUUUAAUCAGGGAAUCACUCUAAUGGUGUCUGUCUUUACCAAAAUCAUAGUCUACCCCCCGCCUUCUUUUCCCGCCAAAAGCCUCGGGGGCUGGGGGGUGGGAGUGUCGAAUUCUGUCUUUUCUGAUAGAGCGAAUCAAUGUCUCCAUGACAACCGUUGCUCUGGACGACUAGGGAUGCUCGGGGUGCUGCCGCAACAACAGAGGACCAUGCGCAAUGCGGCAGCGCGCGUAGUCCCGUUUGAUCCACGAUCCACCCCGGAAACAGUACUGUUGAAGUCUGUAACGCUGGCGGCUCGCUCGUGCUAAAGAGAGUGAGUUACCCUCAACGACACAAAGUGCAACGUGUCGUCUUUAAAAUAGAUUGGCGGCCUUAACACGCACGGGACACACAACUUGCCACAUUUGCAGUUUAAGCACUGACCGCUAGAUGGCAGCAUCGUCUCCUAAAUAAAACCCAGGUGUACAAGGAAACAAGAAAUACGUUCAAAUGCGAAACACUUGUUACCAGAAACAGAGGAAUCUCUACGCUUCAUACAAUCUGCUUCGCUGUAUACGGUACACAGUCGCACGUCGCGCUCGAGCCUGAAGCAGACCCCGAAACUUUGUUUCUGUCCCGGACAUUUGAACGAUAAAGUUUUAAUUUGAACCGACUCCCACUGCUACAAUGAUGGCGGCUGAUCGCACGGUGCACGGAGUGCCCCCUUCACUGUCUGCUAAAGUGGUUGGGUCAUUUGCCUAUUUGACGGUGAGAGAUCGGUUGCCCACCAUCCUGACUAAAGUUAUCGAUACAAUACAUCGCAACAAAAACAAGUUUUUUGAAGAAUAUGGGGAGGAAGGGAUCCGGGCAGAGAAGCAAACGAUAUCUCUGCUGUCUAAGAUGAGAAAUGAGCUGCAAACGGAUAAGCCGGUUCUCGCACUAACAGACGACCUGCAAGACACCGAGUGCUGGAAUCAGUACCUGCAGAGACAACAGGACUUGCAAGGAGACCAGGAUUCCGUCAGCUGGUUCAAGUCUCCAUGGCUCUAUAUGGAGUGCUACAUGUAUCGCAGAGUACAGGAGGCCCUCUGGCUCAAUCCUCCCAUCAGUGACUAUGACGUCUUUAAUGAGGCAAAGACUCAGAGCUAUUUUGAGUCUCAGCAAGCUAUGAUGACCUUAUGUACAUACUCGGAGGGCGUCAACAAGAAUAUGGAAGAACUCUCCAAGAAUCAGCUGCUUGAGCAUUUUAACAAACUGCUACAGGUUUCUCUAUGGGGGAACAAGUGUGAUAUGUCCAUCUCUGCUGGCCAAGACAACUCACAAAAGACCAGUCCAUUAGAUUCCCUCAACAGCCUGCAACCCUUCAUCUUGGUGAAUGACUCCAACAUGGUUUGGUCCGCUCUUAUUGCAGCUCAGAGGCCAGGACAAACCGAGGUAACCACUGGAGUCAGAGUGGACAUCGUUCUAGACAAUUCUGGCUUUGAGUUGUUCACUGACUUGGUCUUCGCAGAUUUCCUGGUUUCCUCCCGCCUUGCUCGCGAGGUCCAUUUUCAUGGCAAAUGCUUCCCAUGGUUUGUCUCUGAUGUCACAGCUAACGAUUUUCAGUGGACCAUCCAGCAGACGAUGGCGGCCAAUCACAAGUGGAUGUCAAAGAGUGGUGUCCAGUGGAAGAGCCACCUGAAGGAGGGCGUGUGGUCCUAUCAUGAUCAUCCUUUCUGGACACAGCCCCAUGAGUUUUGUGACAUGGAAGCUGAUGCACCUGAUCUGUAUGCGACCCUGCAGGGGGCAGACCUGGUGCUGUUUAAGGGAGAUCUCAACUACAGAAAGCUCACUGGGGACAGAGAGUGGGCUCACACAGUGGGCUUCAAUACUGCACUACGAGGUUUUGGGCCUGCACCAGUGUGUAGCCUGAGGACUCUCAAGGCCAACAUUCAGGUUGGUCUGCAGCCGGGCCAGGGGGAAAAGCUCAGCUCCCAAGAUCCUGACUGGAUGACCAGCGGCAAAUACGCUGUCAUUCAGUUCUCCAGCUCCAAGUUAGAACAAAAAGACUGACCUCAGGAUCUCAUUGGGAAGACGUGGGUUCAUAAGAACAUUACAGUAAGAAGUACCAUAAGAAGGAGUUACCUUUUUAAGCCAUAAAACCAAGUCUUUGUUCCUCGUCAGUUAGCACUGCAUCAUGUUUGAUACAGAAAUGUACAGUAACAGACAUAUUUGAGUUAUUUUCACAAUCUAUUUGUACCAUGUCAUACUUAAAAUGUUAGCACUUUAGAUCUUCCUGUUUCCCCAUGAUUUAAACACAAUUGUUUACGGUGACAAAGUUAUCCUCCGAGGCAAAUGGCUGAUAUGAUGAUUUGAUCUCAAAUAGCUCAUGUGUUGUGCACAAUGUAUUAUGGCAUACUGUUUACAGGUUAUGUAGAUGCUAUUAACUAUUUUUGAGUUAGAAUUGGGCUUUAUUAAUCUCUAAUCUCCUAGAGCAGCAAUACUUUUCUUUUUGCAUGCAGUUUGUUUAACUGCUCAGGUUGUUUUAUUUUUUAUUGCAUUCGGUGUCAUUGAUAUGCAUGUAUCAAAACAUGCAUGUAUCAAAACAUGCUGACAGCCAUUUACAUUCUGCUAAAGUAGAUCAUAACAUUGUUUGAUAACCUUUUUGCUCAGUUAGAAAGAUGGUAGACUGUUAUUGAGGCAGUGUGACAGUAACGGUGACAAUGUGUGCUUGUAUGGCUUAGAAGUCAUCUACAUUGUCCACAUCUGAGGUGUUAACUGGAUUCUUCUGCUGGGUGAAAUUAUAUAAUUUUCAUUAAUGGGUUUGAUUUAAUAAAGAAUUGCAUAACUGGU
Cyclopterus lumpus (lumpfish) is the source of this 3696-nucleotide messenger RNA. It is a transcript of the gene dcph1, whose product is annotated as acidic residue methyltransferase 1. The transcript has 6 exons. Gene Ontology annotation, biological process: DNA damage response. The coding region runs from base 1552 to 2916 and encodes 454 amino acids. Gene Ontology annotation, cellular component: cytoplasm; nucleus. Gene Ontology annotation, molecular function: phosphatase activity. NCBI's taxonomy places the organism in Eukaryota, Metazoa, Chordata, Actinopteri, Perciformes, Cyclopteridae. The record is from RefSeq and is a predicted model, not a curated record.